CUGGAUAUACACGGGACAGUAUACAGCACCUAUAGAGUGACCUGGAUAUACAGGGGGCCAUAUACAGCACCUAUGGACUUUGACCACCACCUAUAGGGUGAACUGGAUAUAUGAAGACCACAUCUGCUUGCUGGAGCCUAUAGACUCUCCAUGUGUCACCUAUAGAUACUCAUCUGCCACAGUCUCCGCUUGUUGCUGCCUGGAUAGAUAUAUAUGGACCUCUGCAAACAUCAACUGGAGCAUAUAGAGCAACCCUUUAUAGACAAACAGCUGCUGGGAUGUAAAUAGAACCUGUCGCCUAUAGAUUCAUACGUUUUCGCCUGCUGCUGCCUGGAUAUAUUUAUCUGAAAUCAACAACUGGAGCAUAUAGUGUCCCCUAUAUACACGGCUGCUGGAUUAUAAAUAGACCCUGUGACCUAUAGAUCCAUAGUCUUCAUCUGCUGCUGCCUGGAUAUAUUGAAGACCAUCAACUGGAGCAUAUAGAGCGUCACAUACAGAGAGAUCUCUCAACUGCUGGAACAUAUAGACCUCUGCUGCCUAUAGAUCCAUAGUCUCCACCUGCGACUUCCUGGAUAUUAAGUGACCAUCAACUGAAGCAUAUAGUGUGUCACAUAUAGAUAUACGCCAACGUGCACCUUCAGGUGCUGAAGACCCUUUCACCUAUAGGUCCCCACUCUUCAAUUGCAGCUGCUUGGAUUUAAAGGGACUUUUGAAACCAUCAACCGGAGCAUAUAGAGUCUGCCUGUCAACUGUAGAACAUCCAUGAUCCUGCCUGACAGUAUGAGGCUCCAUCUGCCGAGACCGCUGCCUUCUCCGAGACCGGUGUGACUGAGGUCCAGGAGCGAGACCCCCACCCCUGACACUGGAGCAGCUGGGAGACCCAUUUCCUCACCACAAACUGCAGAACGUGGAUCUUAUAUGAAGACUUUGUGUGGACAGUAAUGAGCGCACGUUUCCGAUUGCCUGCCGGCAGAACCUACAAUGUGCGCGCAUCGGAGCAGGCCCGAGACAGACAGAGCACAGAGGUGGUGUGCAGCGUUCUCCUUCUGGAUAACAGUGUGCAAGCUUUCCGUGUAAAUAAGCACGACCAUGGACAAGUGCUGCUAGAUUCAGUCUUCAGGUUCCUGGAUCUGACCGAGCGGGACUAUUUUGGACUACAGUUGGCCGACGAUUCCUGCGAUAACCCGAGGUGGCUGGACCGGAAUAAACCAAUCAGGAAGCAGCUGAAAAGGGGAUCUCCGCACAGCCUGAGCUUUAGAGUCAAGUUUUUUGUCUCUGACCUGAGCAAGUUACAGGAGGAAUACACAAGGUAUCAGUACUUCCUGCAGAUAAAACAGGACAUUCUGACUGGGAGGCUGCCCUGCCCUUACAAUACUGCCGCCCUGCUGGCCUCUUACGCCGUCCAGUCUGAGAUCGGAGAUUACAGUCACUCGGAGCACUUGCCUGGUUACCUUGUCGACUUGACAUUCAUCCCCAACCAGCCGCUGGACUUUGAGAAGGAGAUUGCUAAACUGCAUCAGCAGCACAGAGGCCUGUCUCCAGCAGAGGCGGAAUUCAGUUAUCUAAACACUGCUCGCACUUUAGAGCUGUAUGGUGUGGAGCUGCACUACGCACGGGAUCAAAGUAACAAUGAAAUCUUAAUUGGCGUUAUGUCGGGUGGCAUUGUCAUUUAUAAAAACGGGGUGCGGAUUAAUACUUUUCCAUGGUUGAAGAUUGUAAAAAUUUCCUUCAAAUGUAAACAGUUUUUCAUUCAGCUCCGGAGAGAACUGAAUGAAUAUCGAGAGACGGUGCUGGGAUUUAAUAUGGUGAAUUACCGAGCCUGCAAGAAUGUCUGGAAGACGUGCGUAGAGCAUCACACCUUCUUUCGGCUCGACUCUCCACUGCCGCCACACAAAAACUUCUUUGCCCAUUAUUUUACAUUGGGUUCCCGCUUUCGGUACUGUGGGAGGACGGAGGUGCAGUCCGUGCAGUAUGGGAAGGAGAAGGCCAAUAAGGACCGAGUGUUUGCCAGGUCUCCCAGUAAACCAUUGUCACGUAAACUGGUCAGCGAUAUGGACUGGGAGGUGGUAAGCAGGAAUUCCCUGUCCAAUGAGAGGCUGGAGACCCAGAGCCUGCCGUCCCGCUCGCCUCCUGGAAGCCCCAAUCAGUUUUUCCAUUGUAGCCGGAACGCCACGUUCACUCAGGAAGGCGCGCGGCUUCGGCCAUCGUCAGUCGGGCACCUGGUAGACCACAUAGUCCACACUUCUCCGGGCGAAGUCUUCACAAACCACAGGUCGCCAUCCUCCACACAGGCCAACAGCAUCAUCCUGGACUCUCCGCAAUCACAAGACACCUCCUUGGAGGCCCCCCCACCUGCGCUGCCCCCAAAACAGUCUAAGAAGAACAGCCAAAUCUACCAGUCGCAGGAGCUGGACAACCACGUCAGCGAGGGCUGGUCUCCCGAGAGAUCCACACCCAACGGCUUUGUGCCCCACGACAAUCUGGUUCUGAUUAGAAUGAGACCAGAUGAGAACGGGCGCUUUGGAUUUAAUGUUAAGGGCGGCUAUGAUCAGAAGAUGCCGGUCAUCGUGUCCCGCGUGGCUCCAGGAACCUCUGCCGAUCUGUGUGUCCCCCGUCUUAAUGAAGGGGAUCAGGUUGUACUGAUCAAUGGCCGGGACAUAUCGGAGCACACGCACGAUCAAGUUGUCAUGUUCAUUAAGGCGAGCUGUGAGAGGCAUUCUAGGGAGCUGGUGCUACUGGUGCGACCGAAUGCCGUCUAUGACAUCGUAGAAGAAAGGAUGGAGAAUGAGCCGGAUUUUCAGUACAUCCCCGAGAAGACUCCUAUAGACCGUGUCCACUCGGAGGACGACGCUUUGAGAGAGUCCAUGAUCCAGCUGGCGGAGGGUCUGCUCAAUGGCACGGUCCUGGCGCAGUUCGAUCAACUGUACAGGAAGAAGCCGGGGAUGACCAUGUCUUGUGCCAAAUUACCUCAGAAUAUUUCCAAAAAUCGAUACAGAGACAUUUCACCUUAUGAUGCUACACGGGUCAUAUUACACGGGGGCGACGAUUACAUCAACGCAAAUUACAUCAAUAUGGAGAUACCGUCCUCCAGCAUAAUCAACCGGUACAUCGCCUGCCAGGGGCCGCUGCCAAAUACCUGUCCAGACUUCUGGCAGAUGACCUGGGAGCAGGGCUCGUCCAUGGUGGUCAUGCUCACUACGCAGGUGGAGCGGGGGAAGGUAAAGUGCCACCAGUACUGGCCGGAGCCCUCGGUCAGCUCAGAAUUUGGGAAUUUCAGAGUCGCCUGCCAUUCAGAGGAGGGGAACCCUGCAUAUGUUUUCCGAGAGAUGACGCUGACUAACCUGGAGAAGGAUGAAAGUCGCCCGCUCACCCAGAUCCAGUACACGGCGUGGCCCGACCACGGGGUCCCAGACGACUCCAGCGACUUCCUGGAUUUUGUGUGUCUUGUGAGGCAGAAGAGGUUUAACCACGAGCAGCCGGUGGUCGUUCACUGCAGCGCUGGGAUCGGUCGGACGGGUGUGCUUAUCACCAUGGAGACAGCGAUGUGUCUGAUGGAGUGUAACCAGGCCGUGUACCCACUGGACAUUGUACGGACGAUGAGAGAUCAGCGCGCCAUGAUGAUCCAGACUCCGAGUCAGUACAGAUUUGUGUGUGAAGCGAUCCUGAAGGUCUACGAGGAGGGGAUGGUAAAACCUUCAUCACUUCAUUAACGGAAGGAGCCGGCCGUCAGCAGGGGCGCGCGCUGACCAUUCGCCUGCACGCCCCAGGAUCCGACCACACAGAAGGACUGAGGAGGACAAAUCAGCACUGCUGCACUUUAUAAUAAUCGAUUUGUGAAGUCGACAUUUCUCCCGCAUCAGAGACGCCAUGGGUUUUGUUUCUUUAGAAAACUGAUUCUCCGACCGCUUCGCUUGGAAACGAAUAGAUGAGAUUUUUAUUUAUGUGACGUUGCUUUGUGCACUACAGCGCCCCUCCUCUGUACAUUCACUGCCAGAGAUCCCUACGCCCUAUUCAUUACACCCACACGGCCGCAGCUCCCGGAUCAUACCGUCACCCCCCCUCACAAUCUACACCGAACCCCGUCCACCCCCCAGGACCAAUCACUGGAGUUAUCGGCGCAAACGUCAUCCGGUACACUGAACUGGAACUGAGCCGCCACCGGGCACCCUCCAUGAACUAGCACCAGCCGCCUGCCGCUGAUCAGCUGGUGCAGGCGCCGCUCAUCAUUGUCAGCGAUAAUUGUGAAAUGUUAGUGUACUCAGACCCAUUCUAGGGGUAUGUCCUAGAGCAGUGGUCCCCUACCCAGAGCUUUCCAGCUGUCGCUAAACCACAGCUGCCAGCGGGCUCAGUGCAUGCUGGGAGUUGUAGUUUUGCAACAGCCGGAGAGCGCCGCAGGUUGGAGAUGAUUUUGUUUUUUUGUUUCCUUGACCACUAAUACAAUAAUAUAUUUUUAUUUCUUCCAUUAAAUGUAAUUGUCAUGAUG
Messenger RNA from Bufo bufo (common toad), 4483 nucleotides. RefSeq names its product protein tyrosine phosphatase non-receptor type 4 (gene PTPN4). Gene Ontology annotation, cellular component: cytoplasmic side of plasma membrane; cytoplasm; cytoskeleton. Bases 942 to 3710 code for a protein of 922 amino acids. Lineage: Eukaryota; Metazoa; Chordata; Amphibia; Anura; Bufonidae. Gene Ontology annotation, molecular function: protein tyrosine phosphatase activity; cytoskeletal protein binding. The transcript is spliced from 28 exons. Gene Ontology annotation, biological process: protein dephosphorylation. The record is from RefSeq and is a predicted model, not a curated record.